This is a messenger RNA of Impatiens glandulifera, 1731 nucleotides long. RefSeq names its product mannose-6-phosphate isomerase 1-like. Lineage: Eukaryota; Viridiplantae; Streptophyta; Magnoliopsida; Ericales; Balsaminaceae. The record is from RefSeq and is a predicted model, not a curated record. The transcript has 5 exons. Gene Ontology annotation, molecular function: zinc ion binding; mannose-6-phosphate isomerase activity. Gene Ontology annotation, cellular component: cytosol. Gene Ontology annotation, biological process: GDP-mannose biosynthetic process; carbohydrate metabolic process. The coding region runs from base 203 to 1507 and encodes 434 amino acids.
UAAAACUGGGGGCAAAUCCCCGCAGGAAGCAAUUUGGACACUUUCGUCUUUCCCUUUCCCUCUCUCACUCAAGCCUAAAAUCCAAAAUCUCCGAUUCUAUCCUCUUUCUUCUUCUUCUUCGGUCUUCUUUAAAUGGAGGUGGAAAGUUAGCUCUAUCCCUGCCCAUUCUAUAUCUUUCUUCUCUCUUGAAAACUCCUUUCCAAUGGAGUUUAGUGGUUCCAGCAACAGAAAACUGUUUCGAAAGCUGAGAUGUGAAGUGAAAAACUACGAUUGGGGACUAUUAGGUUCUGAAUCGACAGUUGCUCGCUUGCACUCGAUGAAUUCUGAUGCCUCUAUUGUCGAGGACAAACCUUAUGCUGAGCUCUGGAUGGGCACUCACGAUUCUGGUCCAUCCGUUCUCAUUGGAGUAGAAGAUGAAGAAAAAAUUGGAGCUUUUAACGAUGGCAACGAGAAUUUGAAGUUAUGGCUUGCAAAAAACCCUAACGUACUUGGAGAUAAGGUUUCACAGAGAUGGGGUAACGAUCUCCCGUUUCUGUUCAAGGUACUUUCAGUAGCCAAGGCCUUAUCAAUACAGGCUCAUCCCGAUAAAGAGUUGGCUGGAAUGCUACAUAAAGAACAUCCAAAUUUGUAUAAGGAUGCCAAUCACAAGCCUGAAAUGGCUUUGGCACUAACAGAAUUCGAGGCUCUGUGUGGGUUUGUUGGUAUGGAGGAGCUUAAGGAAGUCCUUCAGAGUGUUCCGGAGAUUGUGGAAGUGGUUGGAAGUGCUGCACAUGAACAAACAGUGUUAGAUAUUAGCGAUGAAGAAGACAGUGAGAAAGUGAAAGCAGCUUUGCGUUUGGUAUUUACCCAACUCAUGUCUGCAAAUACUGCUGUGAUAUCUCAAGCAGUUUUCAAUAUGAUGAGCCGACUAAACCUGGAAAGUAAGGAGAGGCAAUUAACAGAGAAGGAAAAUCUAGUAUUGGAGUUGGAAAGGCAAUAUCCAGCUGAUGUGGGUGUGAUUGCUGCUUUCCUAUUCAACCAUGUGAAGCUUAAGCCAGGCGAAGCUCUUUAUCUAGGGGCAAAUGAACCGCAUGCAUACUUAUCUGGAGAGUGUAUUGAAUGCAUGGCAACUUCCGAUAAUGUUGUAAGAGCUGGUCUUACUCCAAAGCUUCGGGAUGUCCAAACUCUUUGCUCCAUGCUCACCUAUAAACAGGGAUUCCCUGAUAUAUUAGAAGGAGUUGAGGUUGAUCCAUACACAAGAAAAUACCUUCCUCCUUUUGAGGAAUUUGAAGUAGAUCGAUGCAUAUUACCGGAGGGAGUGUCCUACAACUUGAGGGCAGUUCAGGGCCCUUCCAUUUUACUGAUUACAAAAGGAGAGGGGAAAUCAUUUGAAGAUGAUGAUGUUGUUUCUGAAGGGGAUGUUCUCUUUGUUCCUGCAGACACUGAGAUCGGUAUAACAGUUGGCAAUACAUCUCAGCUCCAUCUUUAUAGAGCUGGAGUGAAUAGUAGUUUCUUUGGAGCUUAUUGAUUCUUCUUUUGUUCAUACUACAAUACCUCAUUACUUGUACUUAAUAUAAUUACAAUAAUGUAUGUUACUUCCAUCUUAUACAUAUAUAUAUAUAGCAAUGUUCUGAAUGGCGGUAGGCGGUAAGUGACUGCCUACAGCCUCGGAUGCCUAAGCGGGUGCUUAGUCGGUUGAAAUAUUUUCACUAUAUAAGUAUAAAUAAAUUUAAAUAUAAAUAUAAUUUAGUC